Penicillium longicatenatum is the source of this 327-nucleotide messenger RNA. RefSeq lists its product as uncharacterized. Bases 1 to 327 code for a protein of 108 amino acids. Lineage: Eukaryota; Fungi; Ascomycota; Eurotiomycetes; Eurotiales; Aspergillaceae. The transcript has 2 exons. The record is from RefSeq and is a predicted model, not a curated record.
AUGAGGUACUCUCGCAUUGAUUCGUCGAUUGAGAAGACCAGACUCACUGACGAGGCGGCACAGUCGCAACACUUGUCUCGCUUGCAUAGGAUAAUAUCCUCUCUUGUAGACAAGAGGGCCGUCUGGGUCUCAUGGUUGGUAUACCCACGGUACUCAUCCGGUUUUCAUCACUCGUACAAGGAUUGCCGGUACCAUGUCCCCUUACACUCGACUCUGGUGGCAGAACGCAGCAGUGCGAAGCCGGACACCUGGUUGGAUGGUGCUGAUCUUCGCGGAGGUCAUCCAAUCUUUGACACUGUGGAGGGCCUCACGUUGUGCAGUCUUUAA